AUGGACAUUUGCGGCUCUUCCGCGAACAACUCCGAACUCGGCCAUCCAGGGCCAUUCCCCUUCUUUUGCAUGUCUUCGAGUUUUAUGACCGAAAAUGAAGUCCAAGAUGUCGAAGAAAGACCCCAAAUCCCAGUUGACGCCGAAAUUAUCGACUUGACCGCUCUCAGCGACGGCUCUACGGAUGAAGGAGAAGAAACGGAUGACAGUGGCUCGGAGAAUGGUUCUUCUGACGACGAAGAGCUUGUCAUUAACGAACAUUCCAGAGCACAACUGCGUGCUGCCUUAAAGACCGUUCCGACGACGCGAUUGCAGGAAAUCCUGAUGGCGUUGAUUGAGCAAAUUCCAGCCGUAGAAAGAGCCAUGACGAAGGAAUUUGUUGUCUCUAGGGCGAAAGCGUUGAAAAGGCACCGCGAAGAGGACGAUGAAUCCGAACCAGAACACGUUGAACGUUGCACCAAGUGCCAUCGAGAAUACGAUGCCGCCGUUGAGCCUGAGAAUGGCGCGUGUUCAUUUCAUCCAGGAAAUAUGGAACCUAAUAGAGGAAUGUUCGUUGAUUGGGAUGAAGAUGUACAUGGUCCGAUUGAUUGCGAAAAGACGCGAAAGGAGUAUCCGGCGAAUUUUUCUUGGUCUUGCUGUGAAGAAGACGGUGUCAGUUCAGGAUGCGUCAAAACAGUACAUGAACCAGUCAGGUCACAUAAUAAAAAGCGUCGGACAGAUGAAGGAUGA
Messenger RNA from Marasmius oreades (fairy-ring Marasmius), 726 nucleotides. RefSeq lists its product as uncharacterized. The record is from RefSeq and is a predicted model, not a curated record. The transcript has 2 exons. Lineage: Eukaryota; Fungi; Basidiomycota; Agaricomycetes; Agaricales; Marasmiaceae. The coding region runs from base 1 to 726 and encodes 241 amino acids.